GUGCCUUCAUAAAAUGCCCGUCGAGAAUCCCCUCUUUUUUCGCCCCGCUCCCAAGAUGGCGUCGAUGCGGGAGAGCGACACCGGCCUGUGGCUGCACAACAAACUGGGCUCCACGGACGAGCUGUGGGCGCCGCCGAGCAUCGCCUCGCUGCUCACGGCCUCGGUCAUCGACAACAUCCGACUCUGUUUCCACGGCCUUUCCUCGGCCGUCAAGCUCAAGCUGCUCCUGGGGAUGCUGCACCUGCCCCGCCGGGCGGUGGAUGAGAUGAAAGGGGCACUGACUGAAAUUAUCCAGCUCGCUACCUUGGAUUCAGACCCCUGGGUCUUAAUGGUAGCUGAUAUUUUAAAAUCCUUUCCAGAUACUGGCUCCCUUAACCUUGAUCUUGAAGAACAGAAUCCCAAUGUUCAAGAUAUUUUAGGAGAACUUAGAGAGAAAGUAAGUGAAUGUGAAACUUCAGCUAUGUUGCCGUUGGAAUGCCAAUACUUAAACAAAAAUGCCUUGACAACACUAGCUGGGCCCCUUACUCCCCCAGUGAAACAUUUCCAGCUGAAAAGGAAACCUAAAAGUGCCACUCUCAGAGCUGAACUCUUGCAGAAGUCAACAGAAACUGCGCAGCAGCUCAAGAAGACUGCAGGAGUGCCUUUCCAUGCCAAAGGCAGGGGUCUGGUCAAGAAGAUAGAUACAACAACACCACUCAAAGGAAUACCAAAACAAGCUCCAUUCAGGAGUACUUCAGCUCCCAGUGUUUUUAGUCCUUCUGGAAACAGAACUCCCAUUCCUCCUUCAAGGACACCUUUGCGCAAAGAAAGAGGAGUGAAGCUUCUAGAUAUCUCUGAGCUGGAUAUGGUAGGUGCUGGUCGUGAAGCAAAGAGAAGAAGAAAGACAUUAGAUACAGAAGUUGUGGAAAAGCAAGCCAAAGAAGAAACAGUAGUAGAAAAUGCUACCCCAGAUUAUGCUGCUGGCCUUGUAUCUACACAGAAACUUGGCUCGUUGAACAAUGAGCCUGCACUACCUUCUACGAGUUAUUUACCUGCUACCCCCAGUGUGGUGCCGUCUUCCUCCUAUAUCCCAAGCUCUGAAACACAGCCAGCUGGCUCUGCACGAGAGGCCUUGCAGACCAACAGACAGACUGAAGAACCUGCAGCUCCAAAUGCUACCACAACUCUUCCUGCGCAGUUCAAACAAAGAACCCCCAUGUACAACAGCAACUCCAAUCCCCCUGCAGCUACACCUACCUCACCCCUGACACCCAGCACACCUCCUGCCAUCUCCCCGGCGGCACAGGCACCACAAGUGGCCCCCCAAACUCAGCAACAGCCACCACCGAAGAAAAGCCUCUCUCUCACAAGAGAGCAAAUGUAUGCUGCACAGGAAAUGUUCAAGACUGCAAACAAAGUUACAAGGCCAGAAAAGGCUCUUAUACUUGGAUUCAUGGCAGGAUCCAGAGAGAAUCCUUGCCAAGAACAAGGUGACAUCAUCCAAAUUAAACUUAGUGAACAUACAGAAGAUUUACCAAAGGCAGAUGGCACGGGCAGCACCACUAUGUUGGUUGACACAGUCUUUGAAAUGAACUAUGCUACUGGUGAAUGGACCAGAUUCAAGAAGUACAAACCUAUAACUAAUGUUUCCUAAGAGAUGCAGCAGCAGCAGACUGGACCAAAUCAAGUUUAGAGUCAGCCAGCUCAUAGAGUAUGUCAACUGUACAAAAUGGCAUUCAUGUGUACAUUUCUUAUUACCCUCCAGAGUAGAAGCUGUGCUCUUCAACCAAACUGAGCUCAGUGAACACAGAUGUGUUUGAUGGUGUCAAACUCACUUAAUUUCUUUUUUUAUUAAUCUUGGGAGAGGGAAAGAUGAUCUUGGGGGAGGGGGGGACAUUGUUGGUGUGUUUUUGUUCAGGAUGCUGAAAAAGGAGAUCACAGCUGAAAGGUUACAGAUGGGAGCAGCUUACUGCUAAGUACCAGAAGAGAAGACUACUGCGCAGUCACUCACGGUUUACUGUUAACUGAGGGCACAGAUCUUUAUUAUAAAAACAUUUUCCUUGGCAACAUGAGUUCUGUCGUAAGAAUGGAUGUAUGAAGCACU
This is a messenger RNA of Zonotrichia leucophrys gambelii, 2083 nucleotides long. It is a transcript of the gene NELFA, whose product is annotated as negative elongation factor complex member A. Lineage: Eukaryota; Metazoa; Chordata; Aves; Passeriformes; Passerellidae. The coding region runs from base 14 to 1633 and encodes 539 amino acids. Gene Ontology annotation, biological process: negative regulation of transcription elongation by RNA polymerase II. Gene Ontology annotation, cellular component: NELF complex. The transcript is spliced from 11 exons. The record is from RefSeq and is a predicted model, not a curated record.